Molecule: messenger RNA, 504 nt
Organism: Dibothriocephalus latus
Lineage: Eukaryota; Metazoa; Platyhelminthes; Cestoda; Diphyllobothriidea; Diphyllobothriidae
Source: the annotation of a GenBank genome assembly
AUGAAAAUUCUGGUCAGUACUACAGAAAAUAUCGCCUCUUUUUACGAUCAGAUUGACACCACCGACAUGAACCUCCGUGGCAAGAAGUACGGACGCUGGAAGGCCUACUCGCAAUCAAAGUUGGCCAAUGUGAUUCACGCCAGGCAGUUGGCCCAACGUCACAAAGAUGAGGGCAUCAUUGCCGUUAGUGUUCACCCAGGUGUAGUGAAGACUGAGCUCUAUAAGGGCCGCUUUGUAAGUAGUCUGACACGCAAAACACUUCAUUUCACUGUUCAUCUACUCCUUCUUCUCCAUGAAAGGGACAGCCGUCCUUUCAUGAAAAACGAAUGGGAAGGCGCCCAGACCACCGUGUAUGCCGUACUGGCACCUGAUUUAGAGAAUGGCGGCUAUUAUGCGGACUGCGCCCCGGCGUCGAUAAAUCGCCAGGCCCAGGACGACUCAAUAUGUGCCAAGGUGUGGGAGAUGUCAUGCAAGACAGUGGGUUUGGAUUCGCCGGAUAAUUAA